Messenger RNA from Nezara viridula (southern green stink bug), 249 nucleotides. The record is from the annotation of a GenBank genome assembly. Lineage: Eukaryota; Metazoa; Arthropoda; Insecta; Hemiptera; Pentatomidae.
AUGUCUCGUGAAAUGAAGUCAUUGGAUUUUCCAGCAGGAUUCCCCUCCAGCUCAAAAGGCCAAGUCAACUCAGGAGUGGCUGCAAAAGAACAUUCCAGAGUUCAUCUCAGCCUCGGAUUGGCUCUGGAUCUGAACCCACUAGAUUGUCGGCAACGGCUCGAUUAUCGGGUCCAAACUGGAGAGGAUGGCAUGCCACAGAGCACACCCUACCUUGGAAACCCUCAAACAAUCUCUGGUUCGAACAGUUGA